Molecule: messenger RNA, 1064 nt
Organism: Aplysia californica (California sea hare)
Lineage: Eukaryota; Metazoa; Mollusca; Gastropoda; Aplysiida; Aplysiidae
Source: RefSeq, a predicted model, not a curated record
GACUGCAGCUGUUGUGACAUCUGUGAUGAGGUGGCUCUCAACACCAGCAGUAACAGGAACAGUGAGGAGGUGGGGGCGGCUGGUGGGGGGUGUGGUCAGAGGCCCAGAGGUCACGUGAACACGUUCCUUGACGUGCUGGACAGUGAAGGCCUGUUGGAGUUCUGUGAUCCGAUCAGCAGACGAGCUGUUCUGUCUAUUGGCUUCGGUUUUUCCAACUCUGAGCUGCUGGCCCUUAGUUCUCGUUUUGUGGAUGAACAGAGAUACCAGGAGAGCCUGGCUCAACUAGACACCCCCCGCCAGGCCCAGUACGAGCGCGUGUUCUCCCAGCAGUACCCCCUAGAGCCUCUGGUGGACGGGCUCCCGGAGACUGUGUGGCUGGCCUGGCUAGAGCCCUCGCUCUCCGUCCUCGCUCACCUCAACGCCAUCAAGAGGAGGAAGUCCAACCUCAGCCGACGCAAGUCUGCCAUGAUCACCAUGGACAGCACAUCGGCGUGUCAUGGCGACUGUGAGAUCACACCCUUCUUGUUCCGGCCCGACCUGCCACACGGGCGACAACUCCGGCUGAUGCGUGAUCAGUUCCUGGCCCUAGAGGCUCUGCUGGACGGCCAUGUGAGACGCAGAACUGGGACCAUACAACGGGCCCCUCUACACGAAGUCCAGGCAGGAAGUCACCCACGAUUCUCAGCGCCGAAUCCGGACACCCGACAUCGGAGACGUCUGCGUCAGUUCCAGCCAUACCCCGCCCUGCAGCGCGACACACUUCUCAGCGAGUACCAGCGGGCUGUGCAAGCACUCGGUCACAGCGACUGAUUCUUCCAGCUGAAAUACACCACAAUUUUCUAGUGCAAAUCUCAGCGCACACUUUGCAACCAGUUGCGAGAAGUUGAAAGCAACCACACAAAGCAUAAAAGGAUUGACGGUGUAGGCUAAAGUUUAGAAGAUAAUAUAAUAUAAUGUACCACAUCAUACACGGACCCUUGUAAUUGUAAUAUCAAACCCACAUUAUCAAAAGGAAAAAGAAUUUCAACUAUAACUCAGGAAUAAUAAAAAGAAAACUCAGAGAA